This is a messenger RNA of Drosophila virilis, 1132 nucleotides long. NCBI's taxonomy places the organism in Eukaryota, Metazoa, Arthropoda, Insecta, Diptera, Drosophilidae. The record is from RefSeq and is a predicted model, not a curated record.
AUGAACCAAAAAGUUGUCGUUAGUUUCGCUCACGAUCUAACCAAUUUUGCAGAUGUGCAAACGCUGCUGCUGAACCAAAUGGAUUGGAAAAAUCUGCUCAACAGCGGAGCGUUGGAUGUGAACGUGUUGCGCUGUUUUCUGCGCGACAAAAACUUUUGUCCCAGUCCCUACAUUGAGCAUCGGCUCUAUGCACCUAAUGGGCCACGCUCUGGGCUGCCACUGAACAUACACAAUCCAUUGACCCUGUACAAGGGCGGUUUCAGCAAGCAGCGCGAGACGGUAUUCAUAGUGCAUGGAUUUAAUGGGACCGCCAUUGACAUGCAUCUACAAUUUCUGAGGGAUGCAUAUUUGUCGCGCGAAUAUAAUGUGAUAACUGUCGAUUGGCGACCGCUGACCCGAUACCCCUGCUAUCUGCACUCGCUGAUCAAUACGCGUCUGACGGCACAGUGCACGGCUCAGGUGUACUCGUUUCUCACACACUAUGGCGCCUCGCGUGAGAAGAUCACCUGCGUGGGCCAUUCGCUGGGCGCCCACAUCUGCGGCAUGAUUAGCAAUCACUUGACCAAGAAGCAGUAUCGCAUCAUUGGCCUGGAUCCCGCGCGUCCGCUAAUCGAGCGCAAGAAGAGCAAUCGAUUUCGCUUGUCCCACGAUGAUGCGAGUGUCAUACAGGUGCUCCAUACCAAUGCCGGCUAUCUGGGCCAAGAAGACAAUACGGGGCAUCUCAACUAUUGUGUAAAUGGUGGCCGCGUGCAACCGUUCUGCAAGGGAAAUCCGAUUAGACGCUAUCGAUGCUCACAUUUUCUGAGCAUAUGCUACCUGGCCACGGCCACCAUGAAGCACACCAAGUUCAUGGGCGUUCCCUGUCCCAAUGGCUGUGUGAAUCUGUCGGGUCCCAAGCGUCUGCCAGUUAACGGUAAAGUUAAUCCAUUCGAGUUCAUAUCACUGCUGCGAGAGUAUUAUAUAGGAAACGAUGCACCGGAUAAUGCUCGCGGCUGCAUUUGCAUUGAUGUACCAUAUGCCAAACACUGUCCAUUCACGGAUUCGUAGGAAUAGAAGCAGUGGCCCACAGUGCACGCUAUACCAUCUUGUAGAUACAUGUUUUAAGAAGCUUUAUGCACUAGUUUUAAGCAAA